GUUCCCCAGAAGCACCGUGGCCGCCUCCACCAAAUCUCAAAACACCCAAACAAUAAACCCUCCACCGGACAGGAUUUGUUGCUGGAAAAUACAGUGAAAGUUGGAGAUGCGCCGGUCACCGGAGGAGAAGACGUGGCGACGGUGAGGGAGGCCGGUCGGAGAAGACGCACGAUAGUGAGGAGGGACAAAACUUGUCAAUUGAUAGAAUACUUGAAGAUACAAAAGUCAAAGAAUUUAACUUCCAGAGAACUGACGCCAGUUCCAUCGAGUUCCAUAGAGAACUGAGUUCCUAUGUAACAAACACUCUAAUUUUAUAAUUCCACCUCCACUUCCAUUUCCCAAGUUUCAAUUCAUGCGUACCAAACGACUCUCCGGUUUGUGAAACAAAGGCCAAGUGCAAAGUGGUUCCUUCACUGGCGGGAAGGUAUGGGGGUCGACUACUACAAGAUCCUUCGGGUGGAUCGAAGCGCCAACGGUGAUGAUCUCAAGAAGGCCUAUCGAAAGCUUGUCAUGAAGUGGCACCCUGAUAAAAAGCUCAACAACAAGAAAGAGGCUAGUGAUAAGUUCAAGCAAAUCUUCGAGGCCUACAAUGUUUUGACUGAUCCACAAAAGCGAGGAGCGUAUGAUCAGUAUGGUGAGGAGGGGUUGAAGGGACAGGCACCGCCACCCGGCACUGGCGGGUUUUCCGGCGGACCAACGACGUUUCCUGUCAACCCGAGAAGUCCGGAUGAUAUAAUUUCGGAGUUAUUUCGGUUUAUGGACGAAACGGAUGGGCGUGCUGGCGGGUCCACUUUUCGCCGGGGCGUGUUUGGCGAUGAAUUUUUUUCUUCAUUCAUGAGUGGAGGUGGAGAUGGCUCCGCAAAUAUACCAAGGAAAGGUGCAGCUAUAGUGCGAACACUGCUAUGUAGUUUGAAGGACUUGUAUAAAGGAACUAGAAAGAAAAUGAAGAUUUCGAGAGAUGUUGUAGAUGCCAAUGGGCAGCCGAUCCCAGUACAGGAAAUUCUUCCAAUUGAGAUCAAGCCAGGUUGGAAGAAAGGAACAAAAAUAACUUUUCCAGAGAAGGGAAAUGAACAAAGAGGACUUAUGCCUGCAGACCUUAUCUUCAUCAUUGAUGAGAAACCUCAUAGUGUCUUCAGGAGGGACAACAACGAUCUUAUCUCCACCCAGGGGAUAUCUCUCGUUGAAGCCCUGACAGGUUAUGUGGCACAGCUGACAACCCUUGAUGGUCGGAAUCUUACCAUUCCCAUCAACUCAAUCAUGAGCCCCUCAUAUGAAGAAGUUGUGGAAGGAGAGGGCAUGCCUAUUCCCAAAGAUCCCUCCAAAAAGGGUAACUUGAGAAUCAAGUUCAAUAUCAAGUUCCCUUCCAGAAUGUCAUCCAAGCAGAAAAUUGGCUUUAGAAAUUAUUGACAUCACCAUGAAUUCCACUGCUAGUUCUCGUCUCGCUAUCAUUCACUAUCACUUGUAAGAUUGCAUUUGUUUUAUUUUCUGUUUUUGAUUUUGAAAUGGGAAUCCAUGCUUUUUAAGUCUGUUUGCAAUAACAAACAAUAUAUUAGCAUUUUGAUGUGUCGUACUGUGUUGUGUCUAUUUCGUUAUUUAGCUUCCCGGCCUUCUUAGA
Molecule: messenger RNA, 1615 nt
Organism: Prosopis cineraria
Lineage: Eukaryota; Viridiplantae; Streptophyta; Magnoliopsida; Fabales; Fabaceae
Exons: 3
Coding region: 427-1407 (326 amino acids)
Cellular component (GO): cytosol
Molecular function (GO): protein-folding chaperone binding
Source: RefSeq, a predicted model, not a curated record